GUAUGCUGUGGUGAGUGUGAGUCCACUCUCUUGACUACAUUGAACGUACAGUGAGUGCCACUGACAGUGUGUUUGCGACACUUCACUGUAAACUGGCGUACAUUUCAAUACAAUAACGAUAUCUCUUGGCUUUUAUUAUAGAUUAUUGCAAAAGCAUUACAUUUAUCACCAGUUUAUCAAACAGUGCUGUUAAUCAUCGACUCAUUACAAUUGAAUUACAUUCAUAUUUAACACUGUUUUCAUGUUUAACUGAUUUUAUAGUCAAUUAAAUUAAUAACUAAUUUAUUUAUUAUUAGACGAAAAUGUUAAUCAAAGAGUUUCGUGUCAUUCUUCCGCUUACUGUCGAAGAAUACCAAAUCGGACAGUUGUAUUCAGUGGCCGAGGCCUCCAAGAACGAGACGGGCGGUGGUGAGGGAGUGGAAGUGCUUCAGAACGAGCCCUUCGAUGACUACCCACUCCUGGGCGGCCGCUUCACCAAAGGCCAGUACACCAAAAAGAUUUACCACUUGGCCAGCAAAGUGCCGGGUGUCGUCAAAUUCCUGGCACCCAAAGGUUCCCUUGAGAUACACGAAGAGGCCUGGAAUGCAUACCCCUAUUGUAAAACUGUUAUCACUAACCCGGGUUAUAUGAAGCAAGGGUUUAGCAUAACCAUUGAGACCAUGCAUUCACCCGAUAGAGGCACUCAAGAAAAUGCACACUUCUUGCCGCCCGAGAAGUUAAAACAAAGGGAAGUCGUGUUUAUAGACAUCGCCAACGAUACCGUUCUGACCAAAGAUUACAAACCAACGGAAGAUCCGACGAAAAUGAAGUCCGAGAAGACGGGUAGGGGUCCACUGACGGGCAAGAAUUGGCAGGAAACGGUUGAGCCGGUGAUGUGCGCCUAUAAGUUAGUGACCGUUGAGUUCCGAUGGUUAGGAUUCCAGAAUAAAGUCGAGUCAUUCAUUCAAAAGACGGAAAGGCGUGUAUUUUUAAACUUUCACCGCCAAGUGUUCUGUUGGAUCGAUCGAUGGCAUGGAUUAACGAUGAAUGACAUUCGAGACAUUGAAGACAAAACCAAACGAGAGUUGGAUGAGAUCCGAAACCAGGGGACAGUUAGGGGAACGCAAAACGAGGAUUAAUAUUAACGUUUGGUUUAAAUUAAUUUAAAAUUCAACUCAAAUUAUAUUGAGAUAUAUUAUAAGCGUUUAGAUGAAUGUUACGAUAAAUUGAAAACAAAUUUUUAAUUUUUGAAAUUUAAUUUAAUAUAAUUUCUAUAAAAUCGCGGAUUUAAUCAAAAUAACGAAUGAAUGCAUAAAUUAUGUUAACUUUGAACUCAAUAUAUAUCAUCGAAAAAAUGAAUGCCAUUUAUUAAUUAAAUUAUUUUAUUAAGUUAUAAAUGAAAUCUAUUAGAAAUAUAUUGUAAUUUGUGAGUAAAUAAUACGAGUCAGUAUGCGGACAGUUGUCUAACGCCACUGUCCAUCAGAGCCUAAAUUUGAUUAAAUUCGCACAAAUAAUAUAAAUAUGUCUUUUGAAGGCAUUGUUGAGUCUUUCAUUAAUUUUCGAGUUAAGAAAGUCUUGAGUUAUAUUGCAAUCAAUUUUUUAAUUUGAUUUUAAUUAAUUAAUCAGU
Messenger RNA from Oppiella nova, 1606 nucleotides. The record is from the annotation of a GenBank genome assembly. Lineage: Eukaryota; Metazoa; Arthropoda; Arachnida; Sarcoptiformes; Oppiidae.